Molecule: messenger RNA, 327 nt
Organism: Mycosarcoma maydis (corn smut)
Lineage: Eukaryota; Fungi; Basidiomycota; Ustilaginomycetes; Ustilaginales
Exons: 1
Coding region: 1-327 (108 amino acids)
Biological process (GO): negative regulation of translational initiation
Cellular component (GO): cytoplasm
Molecular function (GO): eukaryotic initiation factor 4E binding
Source: RefSeq, a predicted model, not a curated record
AUGUCGUCUACGAUUGCGAUCAGUACGCCUGCUUCGUCUUGCACCACGUCUGCCAACGCAACAUGCUCGGUGUAUGGCACAACGCCUGGUGGAACGCCUCGAAUCUCGUACUCGCGCGAUGAGCUGCUGAAUCUGGCUUCGAGCCCACUCUCACGCUCGCCGCCCAAAUUCGACGUGCCUGCUGCGAUCUCUCGCACUCGCAAGUCGGCAUCAGAGCGGUUCGAACACCAGCCACCUGCGUCCAAUGCCAACACGACUAAACACGCCGAUCCCGUCGACAGCGACGACGAGCAGGAAGAUGCCACUGCAUUCACUAUGGAACUCUAA